CUCUUCAGUGCUUGCACCUGUCUGCAUGCAUUUCAAGGUGCAGCCUGUAGCCUAAACCACAUACGAUUUGUCAUGUUGUUGACGUUGAAUCAGAUUAGCUGUCCUGUGCAGAUGCCACUGACAUGGCGGAUGGCACCACUUCAUCAGACGUCGGGCCUCCUCCUCCUCCUCCUCCUCCUCCUCCUCCCCCCCCAGGUCCAAGCUCCUGGCGAGGAUGGUGACCUCCUGACCUGCGGCCAGUGCAGCCAGGCCUUCCCCCUCGCCCACAUCCUAGCGUUCAUCCAGCACAAACAGGGCGACUGCAGCUCCCGAAACCAAGCCCCAAACGUCAACGCCACUCCCCCCUCACCUGCCAACCGAUCGCAGCUGCGCGUCGCCAACGGCGAGCUGGGGCCGGGCUUCAUCGAGCUGAGGAGAGGGGGCAGAGCCUGUGGGGAGGAGCACGGCGUCAAGUUGAAGCCGGAGCACAGCAAAGCAGUGUCUGAGGAGCCUUCCUACUUCACCUGCCAGCAGUGUGAAGGCGUGUUUCCAUCUGCAUGGCUGCUCUUACAGCACGCUCAGCACGCGCACUCCUUCAGCAUCUACCAAGAGGACGAGGAGGAUGACACAGACAUGAGAGGAGGAAGAGGAAGAGGCCUUAAAGAGCACAAGGCUGCUGCAGCCACUCUAGACCCUCGCCACCUGAGCCAAGCUCUUGCUUCUGCCUUUCAGCCCUCCCUGCGCCUCAGUCGCUCCCGCCAGACACACACCGCCUCCUCUUUCAGUAACAGGCAGGCUCUGAACUUUUCAGUGCGGCUCAGGGAGCUCGCAGAGGGGAAUAACGACCCCACCGGCAGCUCCCCCGGAGGCCUGGUGCUGUCUCCGUCCUCCUCGCCACCAGCAGCUUCUCCCUUUCCUCAGACCAGCGCCCUCCAGGCUGACUUCCACUGCGAGCUGUGUGACCAGAACUUCCAGUCCCUGCGUGCCCUGUCCGCCCACCGCCGGACUCACUCGUGCGACAGGCCCUAUCACUGCGGAGUGUGCGGACAGGCCUUUGCCCAGAGCGGCCAGCUGGCACGGCACAUAAGGAGCCAUCACAGGGAGGCUGGAGGUGGAGGAAGUGGAUACGAGUCGGUGGAGAUGGUCGUGAUGGAGGAGGAUGUGGGGAGGCAGGGGAUGAGAGGGAGGUUUCAAAUGCAGCCAGGUGGAAUCCUCAUGGGAAAGGGAAUGGUCGGGGCAGAAGCGAGAGCCCAGGGUCCCUCAGAGUUAGACCUGACCCUGCCCAAACACCCGUCCAUAGCUUCAGGCCUGAUGCUGCUGACCUCGCAGGUUAGACCGGCAGACGGGGAGCUGCUGAGGCCAUAUCGGUGCCAGAGAGAAGGGGGAGAGGGAGGGGAGGAGGAGGCAGAGGGGCAGGGGGAGCCUCGGCACACCUCGCCCUGCGCCAGCCCCUCUGAAGGCUCCCUGGAGAGCGGAGAGACAGGGGGCAGCGGCGAGAGCGGUAUCGCUAGUGGCAACUGCACGCCCAAACGGCCAGAGAUGGGGGACAGAGUGCGAGGAGUCGGAGAGUGGGCGAACGAGGGAGGAGAGAUCAUGGAGAGGGAGACGGAGUGGAGCUCAGCCAACGUCAGCGAGGUUGUGCAGGAGUGGCAGAGGGAGAACGAGUGGAGGAGUCUAGGAGGAGGUGUCAGCGGCGGAGGAAACAACAACAACAAUACUACUGUCGGCUCAGCUGGAAAGAAGAAGAAAGACGAAGCGUGUGAAUACUGUGGUAAACAGUUCAGGAACAGCAGCAACCUUACUGUGCACCGCCGCAGCCACACAGGUGAACGGCCAUACCGCUGUGGCCUCUGCAACUACGCCUGCGCUCAGAGCUCAAAGUUAACGCGCCACAUGAAGACCCACGGCGCGCAGGGAGCCAAGGCUUCCUUUUUGUGUCAGCUGUGCACGGUACCCUUCACCGUUUACGCCACUCUGGAGAAACACCUGAAGAAAGUUCACGGCCUGAGCCACGCCAGCGUGGGAGCGUACGCACAGGCCAGCGCUGCAGACACUUUGGCUGCCAUAAAAGCUGGUGGAGAAGCCGCAGUGGUGGUGAAAAUGGAGGAGGAGGAUGCCAGUUUGGAUCAGAUAGAAAUGGAGAGCAAAAUUCCGAGUGAUGCGGCGAAAAGCAUGGAGGUGGAGGAGGGGCAAAGCCAAGCGGAGUAUGUGGAGAGCACGGGGAGUCCAGCCGUAGUGGCUGAUCUCCCAGCCGAGAGCAACGCGGAGGUGAGCUUAGCUUUAGCUUCUGCGCCAUGAGAGCUGCUCUCAUUCACUAAUUGACAUUAAAAUAGCACUGUAUAGGAUUUAAGUUGCCCAUUCAAAUAAAAAGAAUUUGCCCCAUCAUUGAACAGACGUCAAGUUAAACUGAAAUAUAGUUUAAAAAAAAAAGAGGAAAAAACAGAAAGAAGCUGCAGCAGUCCCGUCCUCUUAGCCAGCGCCGAGGCACACAGCAGCCACGUUGUUCAUGAUUGUAUGCGAAGCUGCUGGUUGAAACUAAGUGCCUACAGUUCUUUAAACCACAGAGCAAAAAAACAAGGCCAUGACAUUCAGCAGGGAGAUUACCAGAGCUCUUGAACAGGAAGUGAACCGCCACAGUCCACACAGACACAGGAAACUGAUCACCAUGUUGCAGUGCAGGAUGCAAAAGACGAGUGAUUUAGGUCUCUGGCGACCCACUGGACAGGUGGAGACAGAUAUUAACUGUCAGAUGAUACAGGGAUUAUAUUGAAUAUCAAAAAGCCUAGCAAAUAUCUUUCCAGUGUCGGCAGACAGAGAGGGGUCACAUUGUGUUUCCAAGCUGUUGCUGGUUUUCUUUUGAGAAGACCUUUUAAAGACUAAAGAUGUUUGACUCGAGGGUGAAAUGAAUCCAAACACUGUCUGCCUGCAGUUUCUCAGACUCCUCUUUUUAAAGGCGCUUGGUUGUCACAACACUUAGCGUAAUGUUUACAGGGCUCACGGGGCCUGGCAAGGUUGUGCUCCUGACUUUGUGACAGUAUGUAUGUAUGAUUUUCUGUUUUCUAAUUUUAUAAAUGUGAAUAGGAAGACUUUAAAAUCUCAUCUACUAUAUUCAUGAUUUGUUUCUAUGCAUAAAAAAGCAGCAAUUUUACCUACA
Molecule: messenger RNA, 3133 nt
Organism: Perca flavescens (yellow perch)
Lineage: Eukaryota; Metazoa; Chordata; Actinopteri; Perciformes; Percidae
Gene: znf296
Product: zinc finger protein 296
Exons: 3
Coding region: 73-2277 (734 amino acids)
Biological process (GO): positive regulation of transcription by RNA polymerase II
Cellular component (GO): nucleus
Molecular function (GO): DNA-binding transcription factor activity; RNA polymerase II cis-regulatory region sequence-specific DNA binding
Source: RefSeq, a predicted model, not a curated record